Molecule: messenger RNA, 875 nt
Organism: Anopheles funestus (African malaria mosquito)
Lineage: Eukaryota; Metazoa; Arthropoda; Insecta; Diptera; Culicidae
Product: zinc finger protein 706-like
Exons: 2
Coding region: 323-556 (77 amino acids)
Source: RefSeq, a predicted model, not a curated record
UUUGACAGCAUGAAAGUGCAUUACGCACUGGGAUUAGAAAGUAAUACCUACCUAGUACAAUUUCAGAAAACCUACUGCAAUAUUCGAGUAUUAUUUGUAUAGGAUUACUAGUCCCGUUAAUUAAUCGAAUAAUAAAUACACAAUUGUUCCUUGUCUGCAACGUAAGCUUAAAGAAAUCAACUAGACUGUGUGUAGCACUAGAGUGGUGAUGCCUUUGACAGCCAUUUACAAAGCAUUCAGAUUUGCAUCUAGCAAAGCCAAUCGUUCAGCGUUGCAUAUCGCCAGAAGAAAGGUGUAAAAUUUAACUGUAGUUCGAGAAAAAAUGGCUCGUGGUCAUCAGAAGAUCCAAUCGCAGCAGAAAGCGCAAGAAAAAGCGGCCAAGCAAAAGAAACAACAAGGACACGGCUUGAGCGAUCAGAUGAAGGCGGCCCAGAAGGCACUCGUGUUUUCCUGUGCGGUCUGCAAAUCGCAGAUGCCUGAUCCGAAAACGUACAAGCAACACUUUGAAAACAAGCAUCCCAAGUCGGAGCUGCCUGCUGAGUUGGUGGGUGUUUAACAGGACGCGGCAGGGCCCAUAUCCGAGAGGUUCGAUUCCGUGAAUUGCUUCAACGAUGGUACCUCUUCCUAGUAGUUCCGCGGUAUGUAAAUCCUAUGUUCAGUGGAAUGUUUCCUGCACGUUGCUACAGACAGCCCAUUUUAGUUGAUUCCGAAGAAUAUCCUGAAUUGUAAGAUUCUUUCACGAUGAUCAUUGUAAAUACAUAGUUGGAAACGGUGAACAGCAAUCGCGCAUUGUUCUAGGUUACAUUUCCCCGAGCGCUUUCCAUAUUACCUGACCGAUGCGAGUAUUAAAUAAAUAUUAAUCAUAUACACAUUUA